This is a messenger RNA of Zootoca vivipara (common lizard), 4520 nucleotides long. RefSeq names its product general transcription factor IIH subunit 3 (gene GTF2H3). Lineage: Eukaryota; Metazoa; Chordata; Lepidosauria; Squamata; Lacertidae. Gene Ontology annotation, biological process: nucleotide-excision repair; regulation of DNA-templated transcription. The record is from RefSeq and is a predicted model, not a curated record. Gene Ontology annotation, cellular component: transcription factor TFIIH core complex; transcription factor TFIIH holo complex.
UCCUUCUCGAGCGACGGAAGUUCGCCUGCUCGUCCCUGCCGCGGGGCGAUAUGAGUGGAGAUGAUGAGCUGAACCUCCUAGUCAUUGUUGUUGACACUAACCCUAUUUGGUGGGGAAAGCAGGCAUUAGGAGGCUCAGAGCUUACAUUAUCAAAAUGCCUCGAUGCAGCCAUGGUGUUGGGAAAUUCGCACUUAUUUAUGAACCGCAACAACAAACUGGCUGUGAUAGCCAGCCAUAUACAGGAAAGUCGUUUCCUCUACCCUGGAAAACAUUGGGCACCAGCUGAUCUCUUUGGUGAAUCUAAUAUAUCUGGCAGCAAGGAUGGAAAAUAUGAGUUGUUAACAACAAUAAAUGAAACUAUUGCAGAAGAGAUCAAGGACCUCAUGACUAACACUGAAAUAAGAGGGCAGCAGACCGAAUCAUUACUGGCAGGAUCUCUUGCUAAAGGAAUUUGCUAUAUUCACAGGAUGACUAAAGAGGGAAAAGCCAGCCAGGAAAUCAAGUCUAGGAUUUUGGUCAUAAAAGCUGCUGAAGACAGUGCGUUGCAGUACAUGAACUUCAUGAAUGUGAUCUUUGCAGCCCAGAAACAGAAUGUUUUGAUUGACGCCUGCGUUCUGGAUUCUGAUUCAGGGCUCUUGCAGCAGGCUUGCGAUAUUACUGGUGGCAUUUACUUGAAAGUUCCCCAUAUGCCAUCUCUGCUGCAGUAUUUGCUGUGGGUAUAUCUGCCUGACCAAGAACAAAGAUCCCAGCUAAUUCUCCCACCCCCUGUUCAUGUUGACUACCGAGCUGCCUGCUUCUGCCACAGAAAUCUCAUUGAAAUCGGUUAUGUCUGCUCUGUGUGUUUGUCAAUAUUCUGCAGCUUCAGUCCAAUUUGCACCACUUGCGAGACUGCAUUCAAGAUUUCACUGCCAGCUGUCAUGAAGGCUAAGAAAAAGAAAUUGAAAUUGGCUGUUUAACAGCAUCGUUGGUGUAUGUGAAUUUCAGAUUGUAGCUGUUAAGCUACCGAUGUUGGUUACGGGACACUGGAAAAGAGGGACCUGUAUGACAAUCCCUGGGGCUAAACAUUUUGGAACAGCCACAUAAGUUGGAUGCAGCUAGUCUGUUCAGUGGCCCAUGUUGACACUUAAAACUUCUGCUAUAUUAUAAAGUCAGGAUGGUUAAUGUGUAACUGCCUUGAACCAACGGCUUCAGCUAGUGCAGCUGUAAAGCCAGAAAUGUGUAAAGCCAAGCGUGAUGAAUCUCUAAUAUAGCGUCCUUGGACCAACUGCUCCAUUUGGUACAAAUCAAAUCAAUUUGAAUUAUUUAAAUAGAAAUCUAAUAUUUGCUUUAGGAACUGAAAUUUUGGGGCUCCUGGGCUGGUCCUGUAGAGCUCCUUUCAAAUUAGUAGAAAGAACUGUCGAUUUAAAGACUGCUCUGAGCUAUGGUUUUCAGUACGGUUAACAAUGCAUCUUAGGUAUUUGUCCACCCCCAUCACGCUUUUUAAUAGUGAUCACUACAUCUGCUUCUAAACAGAGCCAGUUCAGCCAAAAUUUAAGCUGGAACAAGCAGAUUAACCUAUCACAGUUAAAUGCCACUAUUGAAAGCACACCAACAACUGCUUGACAAUUUCAGUAAUGAAACUGACCGAGUGGCUUAUCCUGUCUCAUGUUUGACCAGCCACAAGGAAAGAUUGAAUGAAUAGUGUGCUUUUCUCCUUUUCUGUACUUCUGGCAGAAAACCUCUGCCAUGUGAUCUUAUUUCCUUGAAUGUUGGACAUGGUUCCAGCACAGCCAAAACACACUUUCUUUCAUCCUUCCACAAACAGUUGUCUCUGUGUGCUUUGCUUCCUGAGCCCAAAUUUAAAGAUUUAUGUUACAUUUGGUGGUCUAUCAGGAACCAGUGUUUUCUAGAGACCCUAUAACUUAUUGACAGGCCUGUAUAUUAUACUGAAUCUUUGCCAUCUCAAUGCUGUUUUGUUUUACAAAUGUUUUGUAACUUUUCCUUAAUAAACUGCUUCUAGGAAAACAGGAUUCGGGUGUUUUCCUUGUAACAGCCUAUAAUUUAUUUGAAGAGCUUUCCCAUAGGCAAGACCCUUCACAGGAACCACCAUUGACGGACAGACAUAAAAUCAGACACAUUUAGAAGGGGCCUAUGCAGGAUAUCUGCACAAGAAACGGGUAGGAGGUGAGCAAGUGCACAGUCCUCUGGCCCACUAAACUGCAUAGCUACUUUAGUUAGUUAAAAAUGCACGUCCCACUUUCCUUUAAUUGCAAAAAGCAUCAAAGCAGCUUACAAAGAAGUUCAUAAAAUGACUUAAAAAUGCAAUUUUUAAAAGUUCAAUUACCUGAACAGCAGAAUCAGGAGCAGGACAAAACAGUCAAAUUUAACCUACAUUGAAAGGUGCCUGAAGCAAAAAAAUACAGGAGGGAAAUGGAGCCACAAGACAGAAGCCUCAGUAGAAAAGGACCCAUCUCAUGUUCCAUGAGGUUUUGAAAGCAGCGCCUUCAACAUUGGAUGCAGGACAAUCUGGGAGGAGGUAGUCCUUCAAGUGUCCUGGUCCCAAACUGUUUGGGCUUUAUAGGUAAGAACAGGCAUGCUGAAUUUCAUCCAGAAAUUAACUUGAAGUCGAUGCAAACGAAAUAAAACUGGAGGCUAAUUGUUCACAGAGCAGCCUCCCAAAAUCAGUCCAGUGGCUGCAGGCUGUGUAAUGAGUGGGUAACGUACAAAUGAUAGAUUGGCUUGGAAAAUUAUCUGCUUUUCCAAUUUUGCAGGAAAGCAAUUUGCCUCUUUUCUGAGUCAAGCAAAGGUGAGCAGGAAUGAGGUCAGCCAUCCCUUGUAAUAGCCAUCUCUUUGAAUUGGGUCCAAAAAUGGACCAGAAGUCACUGCAGGUGAUAUAACAGUGGAGUUGCAUGCUCAGAAAAUCAACCGUGAUCUAGAUCCUGACAUCAGCAGCUGACAUUUAUAAGACUCCUAUGUGUGCGUUAGUAAUUUAUGACCUAUUAAUUGCCUGAAAAGAAGUGUGGGGAACUGAAUUACUUUCAAUAUACAGAAUUCAGCCUGAUCCACCUGCUGGCAGUUGCUACCACUCACCUGCAACCGGGUUAGUAGCUGUUUACAAGCCUACAUUACUCAGUCCUAGAGAAGUCUUCUCUAUUCACAUAUUUCCUCAAAUGUGCAUGUGAACAAACUUAUACCGUACAUAAAACUGCAAUCUCGUACAUGUCUACAAAAAUAAGUCCCAUUGAGUUCAGUGAUUAUGCCAGGCUUAAGUGUGGAUUGCAGUAGGAUUGCAGCCUAGCCCACCUCUCGAGUGGGACGGAGUGUUAUAUUGCCAGUGGAAACUAUGGUUACCUUUCACUUUUUUUUUUUUAAUUUGUUGAUAAUUCCGUGAAAGUUCAUGGAUGGCAUCAUGUGACCAGUAAGAGGCAAUUAACUUCCACUUCCUGUUCAUUCCUCCUUGCUGUCUGGGCAUUUGUAUAUAUUCGCUGCCAGCAGACAGUCUGGGAAAUAAAAGAUUGGUUGCCUGUGGGUGGAAAACACAGAAGAGCCAGUUCAGACAUUCAGGCUUGCACAGAACUCUCAAAUCACUUUUGAAUCCCACCUUUCUUCCAGAGAAUUUGGGCUGAUUUUAUGUUGCAGGACUGCGGAAAUGGAUCUGACGUGGAAGGCCAGAUCCUUGUAUCUGCCCUUACCUAGGAGAAAAUCCCACUGAACGCAACAUGACUUACUCCUGAGUAGAGAUACAUGGGAUCAUGCUGCUAUUGUAUGCCACUUUUUAAAUCCUGGAAAUAACCAUGUGAGUUAGGUUAAGCAAGGACAGAUGUUGCCGAACUACAAUUCCCAGCAGUCCCAGCAAAGUUCUCCGUUUCUUGCCUGGAACGUUACAUUUUAAAGAUCCAAUUCUCCCUGGGUGUCAAGCUUACAUUGCAAAACCUUUGGAGUGUGAGUUGCAGGAACCUAUCGUCCAAUGGCUGAAAAGAAGCCAGGGCCUGAUUGGGUGUGUGGCUUGCUGCCUUGGGUCUUCCAGCUGCUCUUGCUGGAAGCCAGAGAAGAAAACUGGAUGCUGGAGAAUGUCCUCUGGGAACCUCUUUCCAUAGUCAUGGUGGAUGACCCUGUCCUGAUUAUGACCCCGGGGGUCAGUUUCUUCCUCAUGAGCAGACUGAACUGUUUUCUUUCCUCGUCCAGUUGUCGCAGCCUGCUCAGCUUCUGCUGUUCCAGUUUCUUUAUAGUCUGGAAACGAACAAUGAAGGGAGGGAAAAGCUUGAAAGGAGUCAUACAAUCAACUAAGAAUCCUCCUGUACUUCAGAAAUCUGCCAUGAUUUUGUGCAGGUGGCAAAAGACAGCAGAGAGACUUCCAACGCUAGAAUGCUGCGCUCAACAGAUCUGGCCCUUACCCUAAUGAUCCUCGGAUGAAGGGUGAUAUAGAAAUUUAAUAAACAACAACAAAAACAUCUGCUGAGGGUGAGGGAAGGCAAUGAAACUGGUCACCUUACCAUUGUUAGGUCCUUCUGCUCCUUGAGAAACUUAUUCUUAACCUGCUG